CCGCCAGGACUUGGGACGCGCCCCCAGCGCCGGGCGCCCCAGCACUCGGGACCGCACGCCCUCCCGCUCGCGCUCACAGUCACACUCACACACGCAGCCACACCUGCAUUGCCUUUCACCGCGCGCGCGCUCACACUCCCUCGUGCACUCACAGGUGCACUUUCACCCUCUCACACUCACACCCCACAACCCCGCUCUGGUCCGCUUACCCUGCGGGGGCGCAGGCACCGUCCGCGACAGCGCUGAGAGCACACACGGCUUCUCCAUGGCCGAUCUGAGCUUCAUCGAAGAUUCCGUCGCCUUCCCGGAGAAAGAGGAGGAUGAGGAGGAAGAGGAAGAGGGUGUGGAGUGGGGCUACGAAGAAGGUGUUGAAUGGGGCUUGGUGUUUCCCGAGGCUAAUGGGGAGUACCAGUCUCCCAUCAACCUGAAUUCCAGGGAAGCCAGAUAUGACCCCUCACUGCUGGACGUCCGCCUCUCGCCCAACUAUGUAGUCUGUCGGGACUGUGAAGUCACCAACGAUGGACACACCAUUCAGGUUAUCCUGAAGUCAAAAUCAGUUCUGUCGGGAGGUCCGUUGCCUCAAGGUCAUGAAUUUGAACUGUAUGAAGUUAGAUUUCACUGGGGAAGAGAAAACCAGCGUGGUUCUGAGCACACUGUUAAUUUCAAAGCUUUUCCCAUGGAGUUGCAUCUGAUCCACUGGAACUCCACCUUGUUUGGCAGUAUCGAUGAGGCUGUGGGAAAGCCGCAUGGGAUCGCCAUCAUUGCUUUGUUUGUUCAGAUAGGAAAAGAACAUGUAGGCCUAAAGGCUGUGACUGAAAUCCUUCAGGAUAUUCAAUACAAGGGGAAGUCCAAAAUAAUACCCUGCUUUAAUCCUAACACUUUGUUACCAGACCCUCUGCUGCGCGAUUACUGGGUGUACGAAGGCUCGCUCACCAUCCCGCCUUGCAGUGAAGGCGUCACCUGGAUAUUAUUCCGAUACCCUUUAACUAUAUCCCAGCUACAGAUUGAAGAAUUUCGAAGGCUGAGGACACACGUGAAAGGGGCAGAACUUGUGGAGGGCUGUGAUGGGAUUUUGGGAGACAAUUUUAGACCCACGCAGCCACUUAGUGACAGAGUCAUCAGAGCUGCAUUUCAAUAGCCUAAAAGAACAGGAACAAGCCCGCCUUGACCCCCGGGAGGAAGACAGUGGUCGUAUAGUGCCCUUGGAUGAGAAAUGGAUACUUCUGAGCUGCAGCUCCGGCUUUUCCUGAAAGCCUGCAUUGUUUCUCUUCAUCUAAUCCAGCUCUGAUGGACAUCAGUGGCAGUUGCCUGUACAAUGCUCUAAUGAAAUAUUGGAAAUGGCUGUACAUUCUGGAGAAACUCUGUAUUAUAUAUCCACAUCACUGCUGGUAGUAUUCAUAGUUUUGCACACACUGUUUAUUGCUUACAUGUAGAAGAAAUGAAACUAGGUUUCAGAGUUGUUAUUAAUAUGAAUAUAUAUCAUGUAGUAAUGUCGAGACAGGAAAAAUACAUUUUCAGCAUUAGCAGUCCUUCAUUUCCUGUCUCCAGCAGAAAAUUCACUCCUUUGGAGAAUAAUGUAAUUCCUGAUAAUAAAAUAAGAGUUUUGAUCAAGAACAGCGUACAGCUUCAAAGUGGAAUGUAAAGGAUUAGUAAAAAUCGUAUCUCAUGUUAUUUUUCAGCCCCUGUACCAUAAUUGAUGCCUGGCUGGUUUGUUAUUAUGGAAAACAGUUGGGAAGUUAAUGCAAAAACAUAAUACUCACUUUAUAUAUUACUUUCUUAGUAAAAGGAUUUAUUUGAAGAUAUGAUUGUAAUCAUUUAUUUGAUAUAUUAGAUGCUGCAGUUUCUAGGACACGAUAGCAACAUAAAUUUAAUGGUAUCCCUGUAAUAAUUUAGUAUUGUACAUUUUGUAAGACUUCAAAAUAUUUUGUUCUGUGGAUUUCAUGUUUUCAGUAUAUUGAGAUGUUUCUUUCCAAGAUGACCAACAAUAUCUUUAUUUUAAUUAAUUUUAAGCGCUACUGACAAAUUCAAGCAUAUGCUUAUAUACAGUUAAGUGUGACAGAAUGUGAUAAUGUGUGUAAAACAGUAGAGUGCCUGGUGCAAAACAAGUUACUUAAUAAAUAUUUGUUGUUAUAAUUACUGUUGUAAAACUAUUAACUUCAAUAACAUACUCCCGAUGUGGAGGGAUUUGCGUGAUGCAAAAUAUCUAAGUUACAACAGAAAUAAUAAAGGUGGAACAGGCAUGUGCUGAGAAAUUUUAGAGGUGGUGGGUAGAGGUUGUAAUAAUGACAACAUUAAAUUCAGAUAAAAAUCACACCAAGUGUCCUUGAAAUCAGAACUGGGUGGCAGGUUCAUGGUGGAGCCUGGGGCUGGGAGAGAAAUCGCGAGGGCUCUGGCAGAGUGAGGGGCAGCAAAGUCUCGUGAAGGACUGGGUGCCUGGCUGCCUGGACCACAUCAGGGCGGCGUCAGGCAGAGCUCUGAGAGGCAGAGGCAAGCCCUGCAUUCUUCCUUCCAGUGUUCCUUGUAUGUGUACAGACGUGAAGAAAUGACAAUGCAUGGUUACAAAAACUGUGGCAUAUAUAAACAUUGAUAUCUGAAAGAACUGAUAAACCACUCAUUUAGCACCGGCUGCAGGUGUAGCCUCAUUUGCAGUCCACAUCAAAAAAACUCUGAAGCUUUUCAUGAAGGACAAGCCAAAUGGCACUGCCCUACUCCUUGGGCUGACCCCAUGUUCAGGCCCUGGACCCAAAUGGCUCACAGGCACCUGGCUUCUCUGCUCCUGAGCAGCCAAGGGCUGUCCCUGGACCUAACUUUUGAUAUGUCUUGUAGUCUCCAACCAUCUGUCCCUUA
This is a messenger RNA of Artibeus jamaicensis (Jamaican fruit-eating bat), 2847 nucleotides long. RefSeq names its product carbonic anhydrase 8 (gene CA8). Gene Ontology annotation, molecular function: zinc ion binding; carbonate dehydratase activity. The transcript has 9 exons. The coding region runs from base 266 to 1138 and encodes 290 amino acids. The record is from RefSeq and is a predicted model, not a curated record. Lineage: Eukaryota; Metazoa; Chordata; Mammalia; Chiroptera; Phyllostomidae.